AGUGCGUUCCCGGUGUCGGACCCCGAACUUGAAAAACUUAAAAAGGAUUUAAGCGCUCGCGUGGACGCCUUGGAUAAGACAGUGGACAGGGAUGUACAGCAUUUUGAGACCACUAAACUAAAGGACUCGAGUGAGCUCAAGGAACUUAAAAGCACCAAGAAUGACCUUGCACAGUUUAGAGUAGAUAUCAGUAAGGCACAGAUUGCAGAGCAAUUGGAACCGGUAACCAGGAACCUUGCGAGUGGUGUCCCGGCACCUGGAGAUACCGAGUUUGAUAGACUCAAAGCCCAACUAACAGCCCGUAUCAACACACUGGAGGCGAUAGUGGAAAGGGAUGUCAAGCGCUUUGAGACAACUAUCCUAAAGGACUCGAGAGAGCUAAAGGAGCUGAAAGACAGUGAAUCAGAGCUAGCUCAGUUUAAAGUGGACAUGGAUAAGGCUAGGACAUUAGAGCAAUUAGAGCCUGUUCAAAGGAACCUGGUUUACCUAGAGCAUUGGGAACCCGAAUGGGUUAAACUAUGCGCAGCACCGGCGCCCGAUCCCGAGUUUGACAAACUCGUGGCUGAUUUGACUCAACGUAUUGACACACUUGAGAAGCAAACUGAAGCCGAUGUCAAGCAUUUCGAGGAAACAAAACUGAAAGACUCGUCAGAGCUAAAGGAGUUGAAAGGAUCUAUAAGUGAUCUUGAACAAUUCAAAGUGGACAUGAAAAAGGCCACCACUGUCGAGGGCUUGGAGCCAGUGGUAAGGAACCUUGGUUACCUGGAAAAAUGGGAACCAGCAUGGGUGCAACACAUGGAGCACCUAAUACCACCUCAGUAAAUUAUAUUUAAUUAUAAUUUAUAA
Molecule: messenger RNA, 846 nt
Organism: Oppiella nova
Lineage: Eukaryota; Metazoa; Arthropoda; Arachnida; Sarcoptiformes; Oppiidae
Source: the annotation of a GenBank genome assembly